Talaromyces proteolyticus is the source of this 888-nucleotide messenger RNA. Its product is annotated as putative export control protein CHS7-like protein. The coding region runs from base 1 to 888 and encodes 295 amino acids. Gene Ontology annotation, biological process: protein folding. The record is from RefSeq and is a predicted model, not a curated record. Lineage: Eukaryota; Fungi; Ascomycota; Eurotiomycetes; Eurotiales; Trichocomaceae. Gene Ontology annotation, cellular component: endoplasmic reticulum membrane. The transcript has 7 exons.
AUGGGUUCGACACAGUUUGGGAACUUUCAUAACUUUUGUCGCGACACCACCCUACCAGUAUGCAAUCUGUUCGUUCCUAGUAAUCAGCCGCCGAAUGGUGCUUUCGGGGGUUGCGCACUCAAAGGUAUUUCCCUUGACAACGGCAGAUAUCUGGGUAAUCUUGGCUCGAUUCUCCUCGCCUUCUUUGCCAUUAUCACCUGUCUCGCUUUGAUCCUGCUCUCGGAGAAAAAACGUGCUGCUGUCGGACGGAGGGAAAUCCAAUUGUUCUUACUCGGCUAUAUUAUUAUCUCCAUUUGCGAAAUAUUUACUGUUGGCGCAUUUCCCUUGGCGGAUAAUGUUCGCAAGGGCUUUUCUGCCGUUCAUGUCGCUGCUAUUACUGCUACAACGUGGAUUUUGUUCCUCAAUGCACUCGUUGGAUUUCAGAUUCUGGACGACGGAACUCCUCUUUCCCUAGGCCUAUUCGCCGGGUCAGGCGCUGCUCUAUUUAUCGGAACUGGAUAUAUCGCCUUGGACACUGGCUUCAGCUGGACCGGCCACUUUGACUCCAGUCUAUCUGGAAAUAAUCGUAAUAUCGGCCUCUACGUGCUGUACCUACUGUUCCCACUGGUCUGUCUCUUCUUUUUCUACGUCUUAGAAGCGCUUCUUGUCAUCCGUGUGUUGGGCGAGAAGAGACCAUUGAUCUACCUUACUGCUGCGACCCUACUCUUCGCCAUUGGCCAGAUCUUUAAUUUCGUGGUGAGCCCGCACAUAUGCAACCCGCUCAAUGGCAAAAUCAAUGGUGCGCUCUUUGAAACACUAUUCUCUUGGUUGUCCGUUGUAGGUGUGUGGCUAUUCUGGAGCAGCAUCACAGAAGACGACUGGCCAUCGGUAGCAGGCGGCUACAACUAA